Penicillium olsonii is the source of this 1335-nucleotide messenger RNA. The record is from the annotation of a GenBank genome assembly. NCBI's taxonomy places the organism in Eukaryota, Fungi, Ascomycota, Eurotiomycetes, Eurotiales, Aspergillaceae.
AUGAAGGCCUUCUUCGCUCUCGGUGCCAUCGCCUCCCUCUGCCAGACGGCAUACUCUCUCAACCCCGGCUUCUACACCAUCGCCUCAGCCAACAGUGACUCCAAAGUCUUGACCGUGAAAGGACCCAAUCAGCCACUGGUCUUCGAAGACGUUCAGGGAUCUCCUGAGCAAGUCUGGCACUUCGAGCCCGCCGGCGGUGACUACUUUGAGAUCCGCGGCUCAAAAGGCUCAUGGAUCAACUGCGCCCAGGAGGGUGCGAGGACAUGUUCUGCUGGUGGCGAGCCCCAGGCUUUCAUCCCUGAGUUCCAAGGUGGUUCGAACUAUGAGCUUGUGGAGGCGGGGAGCGGAUAUUUCUUGCGUCUUGCCAAAGAUGGAUCUCUGCAGUUGGCUGAGUAUGAUGGAAGUAUUGAUGAGCAGUUCAGCUUGAAGCCAGUAAUUGCCAACUCCUCAAUCGCAAAGAAACCCAAAAUGCCCCUCACCGACAACCGCGCUCUGCGCAUCCUCGAACACGCCGCCGAAAACCACUAUGGCAUCCCCGCAAUGUGCUGCUACAACAUCGAAGGCAUUCUCGCCACCGUCCGCGCAGCAGAAGCCAAGCGCUCCGCAGCCAUGAUCCUCCUCUUCCCCUGGGCAAUUCACUACGCAGACGGACUCCUCGUGCACGCGGCCGCCGAAGCCGCGCGCAAAUCCACAGUCCCAAUAACAGUCCACAUGGACCAUGCGCAAACACCCGAGAUCAUCCGCUACGCCGCAGACCUAGGCGGGUUCGACAGCAUCAUGGUCGACAUGUCGCACUAUGAGAAGGCGGAGAAUCUGGCGCUGACGCGGGAAUUGGUGGAGUACUGCCAUGAGCGGGGCAUUGCGACGGAGGCAGAGCCUGGUCGCAUUGAGGGGGGUGAGGAUGGGGUUGCGGAUACGGCUGAUUUGGAGGGAUUGUUGACGACGCCUGAGGAGAGUCAGGAGUUUGUGGAUACGGGGAUUGAUUGGUUGGCGCCGGCUUUUGGGAAUGUUCAUGGGGAGUAUGGGCCUAGGGGCAUUCAGUUGGAGUAUGAGCGGUUGCAGAGUAUUAAUGAGAGGGUUGGGGGGAAGGUGAGGCUUGUGCUGCAUGGGGCGGAUCCUUUUACGGAGGAGAUUUUCCAGAAGUGUAUUGAUUGCGGCGUGUCCAAGAUCAAUAUUAAUAAGGUCUUGAAUAAUGAGUAUGUGCGCGUGCAGGCUGAGAAGGCGGGCAAGGUGCCUUUGACUACAUUGUUGGAGGAGGCGACGAAUGCUAUGCAGAAGGCUGUGGAGGGUUGUAUUGAUAGGCUGGGCUCUGGGGGGAGAUAUCCUCCGGCUUAA